AUGGAGUUCCGCCCAGUUCCUCUGCGUGUUCUGCUCAAGCGCCGCUUCAUCCAGCUUCUCUUGCUCCUUUUCGUGUUGUGGUUCUUCAUGUGCAAGUUGACUCACUACGGCGUGCUUUCCGGCCGCUAUCUUGGUCUCUCUGCCUGCAUCAAUGUCGAGUUUGGCUACAACCCAUCCACUGCCUCCAUUCCAGCCUUCGAACCGCCAGAAAACUCAACCUAUCGAGCACCGGACACAAUCGACACCUUUCGGAACUACGCCUGGCGAAACCACACCGAGUGUCAAAUCUCCUCCCUGGACUUACACUCUGCCUUUUCUCCCUUGUGCGCUACGCGAGAGGACUUCUUACGAGCCUUCUCUGGCGGUGGACGGAUCGGUUUUGAUCGCCCUUUCAUUCCGCUCGAGUGCGACAUGCGCUGGUUCACUACAGAAGAGGUCUGCGAGAUUUUCUCACGGUUCGAAAAGAUCAUUGUCGUAGGGGAUAGUAUGAUGAGACACGUCGUGGGAGCGUUGAACGUGCUUCUACGCAAAGAUCUUGGAUACGGAGCGGUGACGAACUGGAACUUUGAUGACCAGGAAUUGCGUGAAUGCUUCUGCAACCACCAGAUGGACGUCAAAUCUUGCUCAGUACAAGGUAUCUUCUCUACCUCCUCGGUCCUGGAACACGAUCUGUCAAGCUUGGCCUGCCCGCCCGAGAUUCCAAUCGACCUCGUCAUCGAGAUGAUGCUCCGCUUCCCACUUGACAACGAAGAACUGAACCGCUACAAGAACCUGCUCUCGCCUAAUAAACCAGCCAAACCCUACGCUUUCAUCUUCGGUCACGGCCUGUGGAACGACCUCGACCUCCAAGCCACAUUGAACUGGCUGGACGGCAUCCUCGACCACACACUCCUCCAAGCCCCGUACCUGUCCGCGGUGAACAAGCGACAUGCUCAUUCCAUCUGGCCUCGACUGUUCAUCACACCAAACGCUGCCGGCGUCAGAAAACCAGACGAGUGGCUAGUCAGUCAGGGCGACAAGGCCCUCAUGAUCUUUGAGGAGAGCGUGCGUGCGGAGGCCGCCAAGAGAGGCGUCGAGACCAUGGGCACCUGGAACAUGAGCGUGCAAGCGUCGAAGUAUGACGGCGUACACUUGGACUUGAAGGGCAAUUUGGUCAAGGCCAUGGGGGUGGUCAAUUGGUUGAAUCUAGUCGAUGUGGACGUCUGGUGA
Molecule: messenger RNA, 1209 nt
Organism: Cladophialophora psammophila CBS 110553
Lineage: Eukaryota; Fungi; Ascomycota; Eurotiomycetes; Chaetothyriales; Herpotrichiellaceae
Exons: 3
Coding region: 1-1209 (402 amino acids)
Source: RefSeq, a predicted model, not a curated record